AGUUAGAAUUUGAUCCAUAGACAGGUAACUCAAGCAAUCCCCAUUGUCACUGCAAUCAGACCUAUAUAAAUCCGCCUUGACAGACAGCAGUCACCACAUAGCCUUACCUCCUCUCUGCUGGAUCACCGACCGGGCGAGAUCACCCCUGAACACGGAAUAAAAUGUCGCUCUCAUCUAUCCUUUCCGCUGAUGCCAUCGACAGUGCUAUCAAGGACUGCCAAGUACCAGACUCCUUCUGCCCCAAGAAGUUUUUCCAGCUGUGUGGCCUCACCCAGAAGAGCCCCCAGGACGUGAAGAAGGUGUUUGCGAUCCUGGACAACGAUGGCAGCGGGUUCAUCGAGGAGGAAGAGCUCAAGUUUUUCCUCCAGAGGUUCACUGCUGGGGCUCGUGUCCUGACAGACAAGGAGACCAAGGGCUUCCUGUGUGCUGCUGAUGAUGACAGCGAUGGCCGGAUUGGAGCGGACGAGUUCCAGGCCAUGGUCUUGUCCUAAACAGCUGGACUCCAUCUCUCCAACUCGAUCUGACCCCCUUAUUCCACUGCUUCAAGGGCUCUCUUAGUUGUAGUCAGUCGUUCUCCAUCUGGUUAGAUGAAACCUUUUUAUUCUUUUUAUUUUGCAAGACUCACUCUGGUCCACAGACAUACACAUUCUCAUAAUGUUUUAGCUUUUUUUGUUUCUUUGUCAUAUGUUUUAGAC
Molecule: messenger RNA, 695 nt
Organism: Chelmon rostratus (copperband butterflyfish)
Lineage: Eukaryota; Metazoa; Chordata; Actinopteri; Chaetodontiformes; Chaetodontidae
Gene: pvalb8
Product: parvalbumin 8
Exons: 5
Coding region: 162-491 (109 amino acids)
Cellular component (GO): cytoplasm; nucleus
Molecular function (GO): calcium ion binding
Source: RefSeq, a predicted model, not a curated record